Molecule: messenger RNA, 1161 nt
Organism: Lottia gigantea (owl limpet)
Lineage: Eukaryota; Metazoa; Mollusca; Gastropoda; Lottiidae
Exons: 9
Coding region: 109-1161 (350 amino acids)
Biological process (GO): protein deubiquitination
Cellular component (GO): cytosol; nucleus
Molecular function (GO): cysteine-type endopeptidase activity; cysteine-type deubiquitinase activity
Source: RefSeq, a predicted model, not a curated record
GACAAAGUUACAAGAAAUACUUCGUGUCAUGAAAAUUGUUUGAAUUAAUGAUGUAAUACUUAUAGAAUCAUCCAAUUUAACUAUUUUCCAGUUGGAACAAAGUUGAACAUGGGAGCCAAUGCCUCUCAGUUAGAGAAAGAAAUAGGAUCUGAACAGUUUCCAAUUAAUGAACAUUAUUUCGGUCUUGUAAAUUUUGGUAAUACAUGUUAUUGUAACUCUGUUUUACAAGCCUUGUAUUUCUGUCGCUCGUUCAGAGAAAAGGUUUUACAAUACAAACAACUACAGAAAAACCAAAAGAAAGAAACCCUGCUGACUUGCCUAGCUGAUCUAUUCUUUAGCAUAGCUACACAGAAGAAAAAAGUGGGAACAAUAGCACCUAAGAAAUUUAUCACUAGACUAAGGAAAGAAAAUGAGCAGUUUGAUAAUUUUAUGCAACAGGAUGCUCAUGAAUUUUUGAAUUAUUUAUUAAAUACAGUAGCUGAUUUAUUACAAGCUGAUAAACAGGGAAGUAAACCGAAGAAUAGUUCUGGAGAUUCUAAAGGGAAACCUGAUCCAACCUGGGUACAUGAUAUUUUUCAAGGUACAUUAACUAAUGAAACAAGAUGUUUAAAUUGUGAAACAGUAAGCAGUAAAGAUGAAGAUUUCUUAGAUCUAUCUGUUGAUGUAGAACAGAAUACAUCUAUAACACAUUGUUUACGGGGGUUCAGUAAUACAGAAACAUUGUGUGCUGAACAUAAAUAUUACUGUGAAGUCUGUUGCAGUAAACAAGAAGCUCAAAAACGAAUGAGAGUAAAGAAAUUACCACAAAUCUUGGCUUUACAUUUAAAAAGGUUUAAAUAUAUGGAACAGUUAAAUAGAUAUAUUAAAGUGUCAUAUAGAGUUGUUUUUCCUUUAGAGCUACGUUUGUUUAAUACAUCUGAUGAUGCCUGUAAUCCAGAAAGAAUGUAUGAUUUAAUGGCAGUAGUAGUUCACUGUGGUAGUGGACCUAAUCGUGGUCAUUAUAUUAGUAUUGUUAAAAGUCAUGGUUUCUGGCUGCUAUUCGAUGAUGAUAUUGUAGAUAAAAUAGAAGCCAGUCAAAUAGAAGAAUUUUAUGGAAUUCCGUCAGACAUGCAGAAGAAUUCAGAAUCUGGUUAUAUCUUAUUUUAUCAAAGUAGAGAGUAA